AUGAACAAACUACCCACCUCCACGACGGGAAACACAAUUAUAUGUGGUGAUUUAAAUCAUGUGCUGAGCUCCCACGCGGAUACGUCCCUCCCUAACACCUCCCCGCGACAUUCCGCAAUGAGGACACAGAGUAAAGCCCUACACCAUCUACUAACAGAACACAACCUAUAUGACACCUGGCGCAUGCUCCACCCCAUGGAAAAAGGGUUCACCUACUUCUCACAAGUACACAAGUCGUUCUCCAGAAUAGAUUAUGCCCUGGU
This is a messenger RNA of Pelobates cultripes (western spadefoot toad), 263 nucleotides long. NCBI's taxonomy places the organism in Eukaryota, Metazoa, Chordata, Amphibia, Anura, Pelobatidae. The record is from the annotation of a GenBank genome assembly.